Messenger RNA from Pipistrellus nathusii (Nathusius's pipistrelle), 450 nucleotides. The record is from the annotation of a GenBank genome assembly. Lineage: Eukaryota; Metazoa; Chordata; Mammalia; Chiroptera; Vespertilionidae.
AUGGGCGCCCUGCCCAGCCGGCUCAGUGCUGGGGUUGCUGACUACAUGGCAAGGAGAAGGGGUCCCCUAAGGGGAAGGUGGAGUCUGUGUCCCGUUUUCCCUUCUUUUCAAUCUUUUUCUCUCCCCAUUUCUUACACAGAAACACACCCAGAACCCUCUUUUAGAUCCUCUCUCACAGACACAUACACUAUUGUUUCUCUCCGACACACACGACUAUUCUGUCUCUGUCAUACAUACACACCCAUUCCCUCCGCCCCUCCCUCUCCCUCUCUCUCUUCACCCGUUCUCCCUCCCCCACCCCUUAUCUGCUCUGGGAUCUGUGGAGACGCCAGCCUUGCCCUACCUAUCAGAGAUGCCAAAAAUGGGGACAACUUCUGGACAGAUGACCUGGCCGCGCCCCGGGCCUCCCCCCUCCAGACGGCUUAUUACCUCAUAUGCAGCUCAUCUUAA